AUGAAUACUUCAAAAUUAUUUUGUUUCUUCAUUUAUCUAAUAGUUCUUAACAUAAUAGCUCCAUGUUUAUCAUUGAAGGUUAUUUCUCAUUCCAAGGACACUUAUAAUAACUUAAGAAAUAGGAAAUAUUCUAAAAAGAUAGAUUUAAGUCUUGAAAAUAAUUUUUCAUAUAAUGCGCUAAAAAUAAUUAAGAAUAAUAUAACUGAAAUUGUCCUAAAAGCAUUUAAUAAUAUUCCAGUUGAUGAGAAAAAAGAUUUAUUAAAAAACCAAGAUGACUUGAAAAGAUUUAUUCAUAAUAUUAUAGAUGGAAAAUUUACUAUUUCAACUGAUCAAGAAAAAUACGCAACUGUUGUAACAAUUUAUGAAUUAUUUAAGGAAAAUUUUAAAUUAAUUGUAAGUGAUCAAAAGGAGAUGAAUACUAUAAAUCAUUGUUUUCAAAUGAAGAAGCAUUAUGAUAAAUUAAUAGAUGCACAUUGGCAUAAUCUUCUUGAAUCUAUGAAGGAAGAAUUUAAAAACAUGCGGGAUCUAGAGGAUAUGACUGAUGAUCAAAAAGGAGCAUUAUGGAAUAAAUGGUAUAUUUUUUUGAUAAAAUUGAAGAUGGAAGAUGAAUUAUCACAAACAAGAUUUUUUAUUGAUGUGAUGGACCAAACUGAUGUAGAAUUAUUAAUUAAGAUAUAUCUCCAAAGUUAUGAAAUAUCAUGGAAAAAUAUUAGAGAAGAAUACUUAAUGAAUGAGAUGCAUAAAUUUAUGACAAAAGAACAUAAUAGUAUACUUAAAAAAAAGUUAGACUAA
Messenger RNA from Plasmodium relictum, 792 nucleotides. RefSeq lists its product as hypothetical. The transcript has a single exon. Bases 1 to 792 code for a protein of 263 amino acids. Lineage: Eukaryota; Apicomplexa; Aconoidasida; Haemosporida; Plasmodiidae. The record is from RefSeq and is a predicted model, not a curated record.